Osmia bicornis bicornis is the source of this 4845-nucleotide messenger RNA. RefSeq names its product ankyrin repeat domain-containing protein 12. NCBI's taxonomy places the organism in Eukaryota, Metazoa, Arthropoda, Insecta, Hymenoptera, Megachilidae. The transcript has 8 exons. The record is from RefSeq and is a predicted model, not a curated record. Gene Ontology annotation, cellular component: nucleoplasm. The coding region runs from base 1374 to 4289 and encodes 971 amino acids.
UUGAUAUCUAUCAAUAUUUCAAAAAUUUACUAAAAGAAAUGAUAUUUAAGAAAAAUUAAGUUAAAUAUUUCCUUUAUAAAUAAGCAACAAAGAAAAGUGAAUACAAUGAAAUCAUAUUUAUCAAGACUUCAGUAAUCUUUUUAUUUCAGUUCUUCUUUUUUCUCUUUAACUAUACUAAAUGUUGUUCACCAACAAAAAUUUGCGUGCAAUUCGCAGUAUUGGAAAUGUCAAUUAACAAAUAACAAUUCGUAUAUGUAUAAUCGGUCUGACGAUAAGAAAAUCGUUAUGUAUUUUCUAUAAUGUUAAUGGUAGAUAGCUACUGCAUUAGAUACAAUUAAACGAUGUGUUCUUAUCAUUAUUCAUAAUUAAAUUAUAAUGUGGUUACAAUAAACACAAGAUGCGAAGCAGUAUGAAAUGAUUAUGUGCAUUAUGUGCGACAGUGAUAAGAAUAUGAGCGUAGUUCAAUUGUUUGUCCUAUUUAUGAUGGACAGUGUGAAAAAAUAAUUAAUUAUAUGUAUAUGGAUGUGGUGACUACAUGGCCUAUUAUAUUCAUUAGAUUGAAAUUACUGUAGUCGAUAAUGAUAGUACCCAAAUUUUCUAUCAUUUUCAUUUGAUUCUAUUGAUUAUUUAUUUCGCGAAUGUAUAUGGAACCUUAUCGAUCGCAUGAUAAAACUCCCGUUAUAACUUAAAAAUCGAAUGAUACAUUAUAUAAUAUGUAAACCCAUCUUCUUUAUUAAAAACAAAACACAAAAAUUAUAUGAGUAUAUUUUACUAGCUCAGCUAUUUUAUUGGUAUUCCAUUCAGGAAAGAAAGAAAAAAAAAAGAAAAAAAGAAAACAGUUUGCCCAUUAGAAUUUUGAUAAUUUGUUUUGCACUAAAUUAAGUAGUAUCACAUAUAUUUUCAACGACCGUUUUAAUUAUAUUGAUUUGAAUAUUGGCGCGACGAAUACUACCGACAGAGAUACCAACUGUAAACACAAAACAAACGUUGCGUCAUAUUGCGCACUGUGUCCUGAGUCGUGUGUCGCGAAUCUCGUUUUCGAAAGAGCACGCACACACAUGCCGCGUCGUGAAAUCAAAUCAUCGGCCCGGGAAACAAGAGUGCAUAAAUCGGAAGAAACAAUCCUUAGUGUUUAUCAGAUGCAAUCGGUUUUGGCGCGUGUGGUUGCGUACGUGUCGCGUGACUGUCGAUUCACAUAUCUGUGCGCGCUCGGUAGGUCAAAAUGGCGUGAACCGACCGUACGAUUUUAGGUUAUCUUUGCUCGUGGCAAAUUACGGGGGGCCUGAAAAUAAAGACAAGCGUCUAUCCACGCUUGGCAUUUUCUUCUUCAACUUCUACACCGCGAUCCUCGUGCGUUUUUGGGCCCGAGUUACAUGAGUUAUGACGACGGAAUGCCCGCAGGCGGUAACAGUCGUUUCCGCGGUUACCCAGCGCGGAUGUCCGAGCGACAACAGCUCGCACUUCUUCUUCAAAUGACCUCUCAAGAAAUAGUGUCAGGCGGAAAUCGAACAGAAAACACAACUACAUCAAGCACUACCCCAAGGUCGUCGACAUUACAACAGCGAGGGUCAAAAGGCCGCUGGACUAGCAAAAAUGGGGAAUCGGCAGUCCAAGCAUCUAUCAACCGUAAAGAAGAUUUUCGAGUGCGACAGAUGCUCGUGAAUGGAUACGAUCUCAACGCUAAAGAAGCAAAUGAUAUUACAGGUGCAAGUUCACCUGAUGAGAGUACAACAGUCGCCCCUAAUAGCCCAUGCUCUCCGGGUGAAACGAGCGCAGCAGCGCCGUCGAACGAACAGGAGCAGGAGCAACAACAACAGCCUUACCAACAUCAUUCUCAGUUUCAACAACAGCAACGUACGACCGGAAGUGCACCAGCCGCUGCACCGCACGUUGCUGAAGACAGUGGAGCCCCCUGUGAAAUGCGGAGGACACCACCGCAAAAUAAAGUUGAUAGAUCGGGAACCGGGCAGUCUGGAAGCUCGCCGAGGGUGACGCUUCGACUCAACCAGGUGCGCGGAGCGAGGGAUGAGAAGAAAGGAGGGAGCGCUGCUAAUUCCCGUCAGGGCGGCAUGAACGUACAGAAUCAAGGUCAAAUGGAAAAUUCAUCAAAGACGUCAAACGUCUCGUCGGGGACCGUAAAUGCCGCCUCGGGUUCUGCUACCUCUGGGAACACAUCAUCGUCAACUGGUGGUGACAGUGGCGACGUGUACGAAUUCAAAAGUUCGAAAGAGCCAACACCAGUGAGAGGUACAAGCUCUUCGCCGAAUCCAAAUUCCGAAAAAGAUAAAGAUGGCAGCAAAUCUGCUAGCAAUCAAGGGGGUCAAAGCGGUGGUAACAACAACGCGUCUACCGUUGGUAGCGCGACAUCUUCCGGUGAAACAACGACCACGUCGAUAACCAGCGACGAUCCCCCUACGGUUUCAGCGUCGCCUUCGUCCAAACGUGCUUUUGAAAGCGAUAAUACGGAAGAGCAAGACGAAGAAAAUCGGCGGAAAAAACGAAAGGAUUCGGAACCUGUGAAAGAAAAUGUAAAAGGCACAACCACUGGAAGACAAAGCACGGGUAGAAAUGCUGCCAACACAGGGGAUAAGUGUACGAAAUCAGCUAAGCAAGGGUCUGGCACAACUUCUGGUAAAAGUAAUCAAAACACCGCUUCGAUUAGUACAGAUAGAAAAAGUCCGAGUAACUCUUCGAUAGCAAGCAGUCCGAAGCCUUCAAACUCUUCUGGUACAACGACUAAUAUCAAAACAACUACACCGGCCCCAGCUGAAUCCGACGGCGAGGAUGAUCGAUCGAAAGGUUCAGACUCGAAUUCAGCUCCUAAAGUACCGCCUUUAAAAAUAGUUAUUCCUCAAAGUACCACUUCUGAACAAGAACAGGGUAACAGAAAUGGGAAAAGCACGUCUAAUAGAAGUCAUCAAUUACCUUACGUAGUCGCGAGUUCCAAUAGUAAUGAUUCUACGGAUAAAGAUCAAAGUCAGUCCGCUAGCGGUACAACGAGCCCCACAGAAACUGGGAGUAAUACCAAGAGCGAGGAUAAAAAAGAUUUUACCGGUGCUUUACACGGGGAAGAAAGAUCGACGCAUCAUCAGAGAGUGCUACGGAGUUCGCAUAGAUCCGGUAACGGUGGUAAUGGAUCAACGACUUUAAAAGAAACCUCUGCCUCCUCGGGUAAUGGAAAUUAUUCGAAUUCUUCGCCACUGCCGGUAACUACUACUGAUCGUUCUAAUAAUUCCUCUCCGCAACAACGACAUCAUUCGCCAACACCUGAAACAACAGGUUCUGAAUCGAAUAAAAAUACGUCGACAGAAGCUUCGAAUAGUAGUAACACCGCCUCCAAGACGAAUACAGCGACAGAAAAGUCAGAGAAAAAUACUGAAACUGGGGGGAAAUGUCAGAAAGAUAACGGAACAGAAAAUUCGGAAAGCACUUCUACAACUACCUCAUCGACGACAUCAAAUGUAAACACCCCGGCUCCACCUGUUGAACUUCACCCUAGGAAAAGGAAAAUGAAACCUAAUAAAGAAGCUCAACAAGCUGCCACAGCUGCGUCCAAUGAAACAUCUGAAGCCACUAACGCGGGUCCAGAAGUUCAUCCGCACGAUCAACCCAUUACUAAUUGUUAUCAAUUAUUUUUAAACAUCAGGAAGCAAAUUGAACGAAGAAGAAAAGGCCUUUUCCCGGUGCAACCAAAACCACCUCAGGGCUUCAAGGAUUAUUUAAUGAAUCGGUGUACAUACGUAUUGGCUGGAAAUGCUAAUAAAGAGCCAAACGUUAAUCCCCCCGUUGGAUUACAAGGCCCUAUGAAAGACUUGUAUAUUGAACAAGAAAAAGAAAGAUAUCGUCUUAGAAUGCAGCAUGUAGUUGAAAAAGAAAAAUUAGUUUUAUCAGUCGAACAGGAGAUUCUUAGAGUACAUGGUAGAGCAGCUAGGGCUCUUGCUAAUCAAUCUCUUCCCUUUUCUGUUUGUACAAUAUUAAAGGACGAAGAAGUUUAUAAUGUUAUUACUCCAGAACAAGAAGAAAAAGAUAGAAACGCGAGGAGCAGAUAUAACGGCAGACUGUUCCUGAGCUGGCUACAGGAUGUCGAUGACAAAUGGGAAAAGAUUAAGGAAGCAAUGUUACUCAGACAUCACAACGAAGCAGAAUCAUUGCAUGCUGUGCAGAGAAUGGAUUGGGAGUGGAAAUUGAAAGAAGUUGGAUUAUGCGAAUUCAAAGCAACACCUCAAAUAGAAGAUAUUCAUGUUCCAAUGGUACACGUUUCGGAUGACUUUGAUUUACUCCCAGCUUAGUGUACGAUGAAUGCACAAUUAACUCGGCAUAACUGUUUUGCUCAUGCCUUUGAUAUCAAUUCAAAGGUUAUGAUUAUAAUCUGUGAUCUCUUAAUAAUGUAUCCGCCAUUCUUGCACGGUUACCAAAUUACAUUAUGUUGCUUCUAUAGUUUAUUAUUACAUCUGGAGGCUAUAUUUAGAAAACACUUGAUUCUCUAAUUAAGUUACUAUCUUAUAUUUAUAUGCUUUUAUUAGUUUUUCAAAAUUUCAAUAUCAACUUCAAUUAUUUCUGUGCUUGUAACAUAUUUUAUUUACGAACUGUACAUUCAAACUUAUAAAUAUCGACUGGAGAUGUGUAGUUCUCUUGCUAAUUGGGUUUAAUUAAAAAAGACAAUGACGAAGUUUAUCUGCAUUGUGUUUUAGUAAUUUGGUGCUGUAUUUUUCAGUGUAGGACCUCUACAUAAUAAUGUACUGUACAUAUUUUGUACCUAGCAACGUAUAUAGUACUUUUAAGUAAUGUAUAAAAGUUUUAGAUUAAGAAACUGUAAUAAAUGAAAUUACUUUAAACUACUUUAAA